AUUUCAAAAUUUUGUAUCAGAAUAAUUUUUCAAUUCUUUAUCUAAAUUUACUACUUUUUUAUAGGUUGCUGGCAAUUUUCAUAUCGCACCAGGUGAUUCACUGCGAGCACAUCGAUCUCACCUCCAUGACUUACACUCGCUUUCUCCUUCUAAAUUCAAUACAAGUCACAUUAUCAACCAUUUUUCCUUUGGGAACCCGUUUCCAGGAAAAGUUUAUCCUCUCGAUGGACAGUUUUUUGGAUCUUCCAAAAAAACAGGUGGUAUUAUGUAUCAGUACCAUUUAAAGUUAGUGCCAAUUUCAUACGUUUUUCUGGAUUCUACUCGAAAUAUAUUCAGCCAUUUAUUCUCAGUCACUACAUAUCAAAAAGAUAUAUCAUUAGGAGCAUCUGGUUUACCUGGUUUUUUCGUACAAUAUGAGUUUUCUCCGUUGAUGGUAAAAUACGAAGAGAAGCAACAGAAACUUUCACAAUUUCUCGUUUCGUUGUGUGCCAUUAUCGGGGGAAUUUUUACAGUUGCAAGUUUGAUCGAUUCAUUAAUUUAUCGGUCUGGAAGAAUAGUCCAGAAAAUCACGCUAAAUAAAUACACGUAG
This is a messenger RNA of Thelazia callipaeda (thelaziosis nematode), 589 nucleotides long. Lineage: Eukaryota; Metazoa; Nematoda; Chromadorea; Rhabditida; Thelaziidae. The record is from the annotation of a GenBank genome assembly.